This is a messenger RNA of Impatiens glandulifera, 12023 nucleotides long. RefSeq names its product E3 ubiquitin-protein ligase UPL1-like. The record is from RefSeq and is a predicted model, not a curated record. Gene Ontology annotation, biological process: protein polyubiquitination; positive regulation of protein catabolic process; proteasome-mediated ubiquitin-dependent protein catabolic process. NCBI's taxonomy places the organism in Eukaryota, Viridiplantae, Streptophyta, Magnoliopsida, Ericales, Balsaminaceae. The transcript is spliced from 16 exons. The coding region runs from base 395 to 11596 and encodes 3733 amino acids. Gene Ontology annotation, molecular function: protein binding; ubiquitin-protein transferase activity.
GGUUGCGAAGUGCUAAACAUCCGGUCUUGUAAAUUAUCAUUGCAGUUUUAUUUGGAACUCUUUCUCAAUCUCUAUCUAAAAUCAGUUUGCUUGCAUCUGUUUGAUCAAUCAAUCGCCUGUCACAAACAAAAACCCCUAACGAAAACCCUAGCUAGGAAUUCUGAUCCUCGCCAUUUUGAUAUUCACUUGAAUUCCCAUCACCCUGUGUGUGCCGUUUUACAUCUGAAUUUUGAGGCUCCCGAUCUAAUUUUACUUCGCUUCAAUUCACUUUUGACUGCCGCCAACAUUUAUCCAUCAAUCGUAUCACUGAAUUCGGUCGGUUCUCUCUGAGAAUCGAUCGAUUAUCCUGUACAUCCUUCAUUCCUGCCAUGGUCUGAAUUGAUUCACUCAGAAAAUGAAGUUGAAGAGGAGGAGGUCUUCAGAAGUGCCUCCAAAAAUCAGAUUCUUCAUCAGCAGCGUCACUGAUACACCACUUGAAAAUAUAGAAAGCCCAUUGAAAUGUUUCACUUGGGAGUAUGAUAAGGGAGAUUUUCAUCACUGGGUUGAUCUUUUUAAUCAUUUUGAUGCAUUUUUUGAGACCUGCAUAAAACCAAGGAAGGACUUGCAGCUUGAGGAUAACUUUUUAAGUGCUGAUCCUCCCUUCCCAAGAAAUGCCAUCCUUCAGAUUCUUCGUGUUACUAGGACAAUUUUGGAAAACUGUACAAAUAAGCACUUUUGCAGUUCGUUCGAGAACCAUCUUUCUUCUCUACUUGCCUCCAUCGAUGCUGAUGUAGUUGAAGCAUGCCUGCAAACUUUGGCUGCAUUUGUAAAGAAAACAAUGGGGAAGUACAUCAUUAGAGACAGUUCCCUCAAUUCAAAGUUGUUUGCAUUUGCACAAGGUUGGGGUGGUAAGGAAGAAGGUCUUGGGUUAAUCGCAUGUGCUGUAGAGGAUAUAACUAAUCAAAAUGCUAAUGAACUUGGUUCCACUCUACAUUUCGAGUUCUAUGCAUCAAAUGAGUUCUCAAAUGAAACUAUAUCCUUGGAUAGUCAAGGUUUACAAAUAAUUCAUCUGCCCUACAGUAAUUCUUUCAAAGAGUCUGAUCUGGAGCUUUUGAGUAAGUUAGUUAUAGAACACAAAGUACCUGCAAAUUUAAGAUUUUCUCUUUUGACAAGAUUGCGAUUUGCACGGGCUUUUUCUUCCUUAUCUGCUAGAAGACAGUACACAUGCAUUCGUCUUUACGCUUUCAUGGUUCUCGUUCAAGCGGGCAGCGACACAGAUGACUUGGUGUCCUUUUUCAAUACUGAGCCUGAAUUCAUUGAUGAAUUGGUGUCUUUACUGAGCUAUGAAGACGCUGCUCCUGAGAAAAUCCGCAUUUUAUGCCUACACUCGUUAGUUGCUCUUUGCCAUGAUCGAUCACGACAGCCUGGUGUGUUGAUGGCUGUAACAUCUGGAGGGCACCGCGGCAUCUUGUCCAGCCUCAUGCAGAAGGCCAUUGAUUCUGUUGUAUCUAGUUCUGCAAAGUGGCCUGUUGUCUUUGCUGAGGCUUUAUUAUCUCUGGUCUCGGCAUUGGUGUCAUCAUCUUCAGGUUGCUCAGCCAUGCGUGAGGCGGGAUUUAUACCUACUCUUUUACCACUGCUUAAAGAUUCUGAACCCCAGCAUUUGCAUUUAGUCAGCAUGGCUGUGCAUGUCCUAGAAGCAUUUAUGGAUUAUAGUAACCCAGCAGCUGCCCUUUUCAGAGACUUGGGAGGCUUAGAUGAUACAAUAUACCGCUUAAAUGUCGAAGUCAGUUGCAUAGGAAAUGGUUUGAACCUGCACAAUAAUUCCAAUGAGCUGGAUACUGCUGAAUGCAGCCGUACACAGUUAAUUGAAUUUAUACCUGCUGAUCUAGACGACGAUAUGCAUCACCCCCUUUAUUCUGAAGCAUUAGUUCCAUAUAACAGGAGGUUACUUAUGAAAGCAUUGCUGCGUGCUAUAUCCUUGGGAACCUACGCUCCCGGAAGCACUGAUCGCAUUUAUGGUUCUGAGGAGAGUUUAUUGCCAAGUGCUCUAUGCUGUAUUUUUAAAAGAGCAAAGGAUUUUGGUGGAGGGGUCUUCUCACUUGCAGCAACAGUUAUGAGUGAUCUAAUCCACAAAGAUCCCACUUGUUUCUCCGUCCUCGAGGCAGCUGGCGUUCCAUCUGCAUUCAUGGAUUCUAUAUUAGACGGGGUCCUGUGUUCUGCAGAAGCCAUUAUAUGCAUUCCACAGUGUUUGGAUGCAUUAUGUCUGAACAACAACGGACUUCAGACUGUGAAAGAUCGCAAUGCUUUGAAGUGCUUUGUGAAAAUAUUUACUUCUCAGAAUUAUCUACGUGCUCUAACGGGUGACACUCCUGGAUCCUUAUCUAGUGGUCUUGAUGAACUUAUGCGCCAUGCUUCUUCAUUGCGUGGACCUGGAGUAGACAUGUUGCUUGAGAUUUUAAGUACCAUUGUCAAGAUUGGAGCUGAAGUUCAGACUGCAUCUUCACCAAGUUAUGUUCAAGCCUAUUCCUCACCUGUUCCCAUGGAAACUGAUGCUGAAGAUAGGAGUCCAGUAAGCACAGAUCAUAAGGAGUUGUACAAGGCUGAAAAGUCUGAGCAGAAUGCUGCUUCUUCAUCCGAUACCCCAUUAGCAAGUGUGGAGGCAUACAUUACAGACUAUUUAACCAAUGCAGCUCGUCUUCUUGAAACUUUGCUUCAAAAUGCUGAUACUUGCAGGAUAUUUGUUGAAAAGAAAGGGAUCGAAGCAGUUCUACAGUUAUUUGUUUUGCCAUUGAUUUCUCUUCCUAUUUCUGUUGGUCAGAUUGUAUCUGUAGCUUUUAAGAACUUCUCUGGACAGCAUUCUGCUUCCUUGGCCCGAGCUGUAUGUUCAUUUUUGAGAGAACACCUGAAGUCAACCAAUGAACUUUUGGAUUCUGUGGAGGGGACACAGUUUUCUCAGCUGGAAGCUUCAAGACAAUCAAAGGUCUUAAGGUGUCUUUGCAGUCUUGAAAGUGUCUUGUCUCUUUCAAAUUGUUUGUUGAAAGGGGGUGGCACUGUGGUCUCUGAGCUGGGCACUGCAGAUGCUGAUGUGUUGAAGGAUAUGGGACGAGUUUACAGGGAAAUACUCUGGCAGGUUUCUCUGAUUUCUGAUUCCAAGGUGGAUGGGAAGCAAACAGUAGAGGUAGAUGCUGAAAAUGCAGAUGGAUCUGGAACUAAUGCUUCUGGCAGAGAGAGCGAUGAUGAUACAAAUAUUCCAAUGGUUCGAUAUACACAUCCUGUUUCAGUUCGGAGUUCUUCUCAACCCAAUUGGGGUACCCAACGUGAAUUUCUCUCAGUGAUUAGAUCCAGUGAUGGUUUUAGCCGCCGAGGUCGACAUGGUUUAAGGAUUCGUGGUGGAAGGACAGGUAGGCAUCUGGAGAAUAUGAGCAUUGAUCCUGAUAUAUCAGCUGGUUCUCUUGAUAAUUCUUCCCAUGAUAUCAAGAAGAAAAGUCCAGAUGUUCUUGUUUCAGAAAGCCUGAAGAAACUAGCUUCCACUUUACGGUCCUUCUUUGCAGCACUUGUUAAGGGUUUUACAUCUCCCAACCGUAGGAGAACCGAGUCUGGCUCUCUUAGCAUAGCUUCAAAGAGCAUUGGAUCUGCUUUGGCUAAAAUAUUUCUGGAGGCUUUUAGUUUUUCAGGAUAUUCUAGAUCCUCUGGGCCAGAGAUGUCUCUAUCAGUUAAAUGUCGUUAUCUUGGGAAGGUUGUGGAUGAUAUGGCUGCCGUUACAUUUGACCAUAGGCGGCGUACUUGUUAUACAGGCAUGGUAAAUAACUUUUAUGUUCAUGGAACCUUUAAGGAGCUCCUCACCACCUUUGAAGCCACUAGUCAGUUGUUAUGGACUUUACCUUAUUCAAUUCCAACAGCUGGUGUUGUUGAGACAGAAAAAUCUGGAGAAGGGAGUACAUUAUCUCAUAAUUCGUGGCUUUUUGAUACAUUACAGAGCUACUGCUGCUUGCUCGACUAUUUUGUCAAUUCUACUCUACUUUUGUCUCCGUCCCAGGCUCAGCUACUUGUCCAACCUAUCGCAGUUGGUUUGUCAAUUGGAUUGUUUCCUGUCCCAAGGGAUCCUGAAGUUUUUGUCCGCAUGCUCCAGUCUCAAGUUCUAGAUGUGAUACUUCCUGUCUGGAACCAUCCUAUGUUCCCCAGCUGCCAUACAAAAUUUAUCACAUUAAUAGUUUCUCUUGUUACUCAUAUUUACUCUGGUGUUGGAGAUGUGAAGCGAAACCGCUCUAGUUCAACAGGUACAAACCAACGAUACGUUCCUCCACCCCUUGAUGAAGCUACUAUAGUAACUAUAGUGGAAAUGGGUUUUACAAGGGCAAGGGCCGAGGAAGCAUUACGACGUGUAGAGACAAAUAGUGUAGAGAUGGCUAUGGAGUGGCUGUUUAGUCAUGCGGAAGAUCCACUUCAGGAGGAUGAUGAACUGGCUAGGGCACUUGCAUUAUCACUGGGAAGUUCAUCAGAAACCUCUAAAGUGGAAAGCAUUGAUAAACCAGCAGAUGUACUAUCAGAGGAAUGCCAAAUAAAGUUACCUCCUGUUGAUGAUGUCCUUGCUGCGACAGUUAAAUUAUUUAGCAGUGGGGACUGUUUGGCGUUUCCAUUAACAGACUUGCUUGUGACCUUGUGUAAUUGGAAUAAAGGAGAGGAACGGCCCAAGGUGACAUCUUAUCUUAUUCAACAGCUUAAGCUCUGUCACAUUGAUUUCACAAAUGAUGCAAGUGUAUUGAGCAUGGUCACACAUGUCUUGGCUUUGCUUCUUUCAGAAGAUGGAUGCACAAGAGGGCUAGCUGCAAAUAGUGGUAUAGUAUGUACAUCAAUAGAUAUCUUGGUGCAUUACAAGGCUAAAGCUGAUUUAGUGAAUGAGGGUCUAGCUCCAAAAUGCAUAAGUACUAUACUCCUUAUAUUGGACAACUUAUUACAGAUUAGGCCUGGAGUUUCAAUUGAUAGUGGUGAAGGAGGGAUUUUCCCAUAUUCGUCUGGAGAGAAGGCUACUAGAUUAGUUCCAGAGGGAAUCAAGGAGUUAAAACCAACUUCAGAAGCCCAUCAGAAAGAUUCUGAAAGUGCAUUUGAGAAAGUCUUUGGAAAAUCUACAGGGUAUUUGACAACUGAAGAGAGCUACAAGGUUCUGGAUAUUGUUUGUGACCUCAUAAAACAGAAAGUUCCAGCAAUUACCAUGCAAGCAGUUUUGCAGCUUUGUGCCCGCUUGACAAAAGUACAUUCUUUAGCCUUGCAGUUCCUCGAGUGUGGAGGCAUGAUUGCACUUUUGAAUCUUCCAAGGACCUGUUUCUUUCCUGGGUAUGACAUGUUGGCUUCUUCCAUUAUUCGCCAUCUUCUUGAAGAUCCCCAAACACUGCAAACAGCUAUGGAAAUGGAGAUACGGCAAACUCUUGGUGGAAAUCGUCAAGGCAGCCGUGUUACUCCAAGAACAUUUUUGACAUCGAUGGCACCUGUUAUCUCUAGGGAUCCAGACACCUUUUUAAAAGCUGCAGCUGCUGUAUGUCAUUUGGAAUCAUCUGGAGGUAGGACCAUUGUGGUGCUCUCAAAAGAGAGGGAGAAAGAAAGGGAUAAACCAAAAGGACCUGGUGUUGAAAUUGGUUCAUGCUUGAAUGAAAGUGGAAAAACUCUGGAUGGUAAGGUUAUUGAUACACCAAAUAAGUGUUCCAAAGGCCACAAAAAGAUUCCUACAAAUCUUAUUCAGGUAAUUGAUCAUCUUCUUGAAACUGCAUUGAGAUAUCCUUCACCUAACUGCAGUGAAGACUUGACUAGUAGCUCUGUUGCUAUGGAAGUAGAUGAACCUGCCACUAAGAUGAAGGGGAAGUCAAAGGUAGGGGACACCAAAAACAUUUUGUCAGACAACAUAUCAGAGAAGUCAGCAGCUCUUGCGAAGGUGACUUUUGUUCUAAAGAUAUUGAGCGAUAUUCUUCUCAUGUAUGUCCAUGCUGUUGGUGUUGUAUUAAAACGUGAUUCAGAAUUGUGUCAAGUGCGAGGAGAUAAUAUUUUUGAAAGUCCUGGACAUGGGUUUCUUCAUCAUGUUUUGCAUCACUUUCUCCCCUUGUCUACAGUUAGAAUUGCUGGAACUGAUGAAUGGAGAAGCAAGUUAUCUGAGAAAGCUUCCUGGUUUCUGGUUGUUCUUUGUGGCCGGUCAAAUGAAGGGCGUAGACGAGUAAUUAAUGAACUUGUGAAAGCUUUAUCAUCUUUUUCAAACACGGAGAGCAGUUCUGAUAAGAGCAUCUUGUUGCCCAAUAAAAAGGUUCUUUCUUUUGUGGACUUGUUGUAUUCGAUCUUAUCUAAGAACUCUUCUUCAAGUAGCUUACCUGGUACUGGGUGCUCUCCUGACAUUGCAAGAAGUAUGAUAGAUGGUGGCAUAAUUCAUUCUCUCACCAGCAUCCUAAAGUUGGUUGAUUUGGAUCAUCCUGAUGCUCCCAAACUUGUUAAUCUUGUACUUAAGGCUAUGGAGAAUUUAACACGAGUGGCCAAUGCUACCAAUCAAGAAUCCAAGCCUGAUGAACACGACAAAAAGAAGUCAAGUGUCUCAAAUGGAAGGUCUGAUGAUCAUGUAACAACAGAAAUGGUCACUGGGAUUCUGGAACCUGGAUCAGACAUAAAUCAACAAGAAAGUAUUGAUGCUGUGGUUGCUCAACACUCCCAGCAAAUAAUAUCUCAAAGUCAAGAUGAUCAUGAUGGCACUGGCAACAUGCCCUUAGAGCAAGAGAACGGGGAAGAGACUAUGGCUCCCAAUCAAUCUAUGGAUAUAGGAAUGGAUUUCAUUCAUGAUGAAAUUGAAGGUCACAUGCUACAUAACUCGAACCAAAUUGAAAUGAGCUUUCGAGUUGAGAACAGAGCAGAUGAUGAAAUGGGUGAUGAAGAUGAUGACAUGGGGGAUGAUGGUGAAGAUGAUGAGGAUGAUGAUGAAGGGGAUGAUGAUGAAGAUAUAGCAGAAGAUGGUAAUGCUCUGAUGUCUCUAGCUGAUACAGAUGUGGAGGAUCAUGAUGAUACUGCUCUAGGAGAUGAAUACACUGAUGACAUGAUGGAUGAAGAGGAUGAUGAUUUUCAUGAAAAUCGUGUUAUAGAGGUUAGGUGGAGGGAAGCCCUUGACGGAUUAGAUCAUUUGCAUGUUCUUGGGCAACCUGGAUCAACAAGUGGUCUUAUAGAUGUUGCGGCUGAGCCUUUUGAAGGGGUCAAUAUGGACGACCUUUUUGGUCUUCGCAGACCGUUAGGCUUUGAGCGCCGCCGCCAACCAAGUCGGAGUUCAUUUGAGCGAUCUAUUACUGAAGGAACCGUUCUUCAACAUCCACUUCUCUCGAGGCCGCCUCCAUCCCAUACAGGAGAUUUCUAUUCAGUAUUAUCAACUGGUGGUAAUCCAUCCAGUAAUGUGGAGUCCUCUGCUGGGAGCUUUGACACUCAUUUCUACAUGUUUGAUGCCCCUGUCCUCCCCCAUGAUCAUAUGCCAGCUAGUUUGUUUGGUGAUCGGUUACGCACUUCUGCACCACCACCAUUGGCUGAUUUUUCUGUAGGCUUAGAAUCGUUGCGAUUGUCUAGCAGAAGAGGACCAGGUGAUGGUAGAUGGACGGAUGAUGGCAUGCCCCAAGCAGGUGGCAUAGCUGCGGCUAUUGCACAGGCAGCAGAGGAACAGUUCAUAUCUCAGUUGCGCAGCAUUGCACCUGACUAUAGCACAAGGGAAAGACAGUCUCAGAAUUCGGGACAGCUUGCAGUGCAGCCAUCCGAUGAUCCCGUGAGUAAUGAUAGCCGAAUGGCAGUAGCUAUUGAUAACACUGCCAGUGAGCAAACAGAUAGUUUGCAAGAAGAAAGUGGUGCUGAAACAACUAAUGUUGGAGCCAAUCAAAUAUUUGGAAGUACUUCAGAACAAAUAAGAUCACAUACUGCUGAUGCAGAUACUCUACUGGUGAGUGAGCCUGUUUCAAGUAGUGCAGUGGCAGAGAAUAGUACAAAUGAUGAUCAUGCUUCUAUGGAGAUUGGUGAAGGAAAUGAUCUCAUCAGUGAACAGACUUUAGAUUGUGAAAGACCUUCAGGAGCAGCUAUCAUUUCCAAUGAUCAAUUGAUUGUUUCAGGUGUUGAGAUUCCUUUUCCAGUUGAUUGUCAGAAUGCAUCAGCUGGUGGGAGUCAUGAUGUUGUUAUGAAUAAUGCUGCUGGGGAAGGAAUCCUAAUUGAACAAAUAUUGUCUUCUGAUGUUGGUGCUGAACCUUCACCAGAGCAAAACAAUUUUGCUACUCAGGAUGGAGUUCUGAUUGACCAAGCUGGCUUGAACGGUGAAAUUCCUAGUGCAAAUGGUAUAGAUCCUACUUUCUUGGAGGCUCUUCCUGAAGAUUUGCGAGCAGAAGUUCUUGCGUCCCAGCAAGCUCAGUCUGCUCAAGCUCCUACUUACGCUCCACCAUCUGUGGAUGAUAUUGAUCCAGAGUUCUUAGCCGCUCUGCCUCUUGAUAUUCAAGCAGAAGUUUUAGCCCAACAACGAGCUCAGAGAGUUGCUCAGCAAGCUGAAGGACAGCCUGUUGACAUGGACAAUGCUUCAAUCAUAGCUACUUUUCCUACUGAUCUACGUGAAGAGGUUCUUUUGACUAGUUCAGAUGCAGUUUUGUCAGCAUUGCCUUCUCCAUUGCUUGCUGAAGCACAAAUUCUUAGGGAUAGAGCAAUGAGUCAUUAUCAGGCUCGUAGCCUUUUUGGAAGUAGCCACAGACUUAAUGCUCGAAGAAAUGGUUUUGGGUUUGAUAGACAAGCUGUGAUAGACAGAGGUGUUGGCGUAACAAUAGGGCGGAGGGCAUCUACUUCUUUUACAGAGAGCUUGAAAUUGAAGGAAAUCGAGGGGGAACCACUGUUAGAUGCAAAUGCAUUAAAAGCAUUGAUUCGCCUUCUAAGAUUAGCACAGCCUCUUGGAAAAGGUCUUCUUCAGAGACUACUGUUAAAUUUAUGCGCACAUAGCAUCACAAGAUCAACUCUGGUUUGGCUUUUACUUGACAUAAUCAAACCUGAACAAGGAUGCACAGUUGAUGGAUUAAUAACAGUUAAUUCUCAGAGACUUUAUGGUUGUCAGUCAAAUGUUGUGUAUGGUCUAUCUCAGCUGGUGGAUGGCGUCCCUCCAUUGGUCAUGCGCAGGAUUCUGGAAAUAUUGACAUAUCUUGCCACAAAUCAUUCUGCUGUUGCAAAUAUACUGUUCCAUUUUGACUGCCCAGUUAUCCCAGAAUAUUCAACUUCAAAGCAGUCAGAUAAAGGGAAGGAAAAAAUUGUGGAAACUGGAGAUGUACCUGGUUUUAUGGAGAACCUUAGGGCAGAUAGCCCUUUAGCAUUGUUCCUGAAACUCCUGAAUCAACCACUUUUCUUGCACAGUACUGCUCACCUAGAACAAGUCAUGGUUCUGGUUCAAGUUGUGGUAUCAACUGCAGCAUCAAAGUUGCAUAGCCAGUUUCAAUCAGAAACUGAUGCAGAAACUUCACAGACUCGUCCUGUAAAAGAAGACUCAAAAGAUAUCAAGAAUGACACUUCUGUACCGCAAAACAUAUCUAAUCAAGAUGACAAAAUUGUCGGGGCUGAUGCAGCCACAUCUAGUGGAAAGAGUGUCCCCAGUAUACAUGAUAUCUUCUUGCAGCUGCCAUCAAGUGAUCUUCGCAAUCUGAGCAAUCUUCUUGGCUAUGAAGGGCUCUCUGACAAAGUUUAUUCCUUAGCUGGUGAGGUGUUGAAGAAGUUGGCAUUAAUUGCUUCUCAUCAUAGGAAACUCUUCAUUUCCGAGUUAUCAGAGCUGGCUCGUAGUUUGAGUACUUCUGCUUCCAAUGAGCUUAUAACACUGAGGAAUACACAUAUGCUGGGUUUGAGUGCUGGAUCCAUGGCUGGACCUGCUAUUCUCCGUGUGCUGCAGACACUCUCCUCACUUACUUUGCCAAGUAUUGUGAGGAAUGAGAGCAUUGAAAUUGAUGCCUCCCUGGACGAGAACACAAUUAUAUGUAAUUUGAAUAUUUCUCUGGAGCCUCUAUGGAAUGAACUAAGUGACUGUGUAUCCACUACUGAGGCAGAGCUGGCCCAGAGCUCCUUCUCUUCAACUAUGUCAAAUACAAACAUUGGCGAACAUGUCCAGGGCUCCUCGUCCUUGUCUCCACCACUUCCUCCUGGAACUCAGAGAAUUUUGCCUUUCAUUGAGGCUUUCUUUGUUCUUUGUGAAAAACUCCAGUCUAAUAAUUCAUUAGUGCAGCAAGAUCUUGCCAAUGUGACCGCAAGAGAAGUCAAAGAAUUUGCUAAGACUUAUGUGCCAUCACCAACCAGAUCUGGUGGUGAAUCUCAGAGGAGGCUAGAUGGUGCUGUUACUUUUGCCAAGUUUGCUGAGAAACAUCGCCGACUAUUAAAUGCAUUUGUGAGGCAGAACCCAAGUUUAUUGGAGAAGUCGCUUUCUAUGAUGCUGAAGGCACCGAGACUGAUUGAUUUUGACAAUAAAAGAGCAUAUUUCCGCUCUAGAAUCAGACAACAACAUGAGCAGCAUCUCUCUGCUCCUCUAAGAAUAAGUGUUAGGCGAGCUUAUGUCUUGGAAGACUCUUAUAAUCAAUUGCGGAUGCGACCUACUCAGGAUCUCAGAGGACGGUUGAAUGUGCAUUUUCAGGGUGAGGAGGGUAUUGAUGCUGGCGGGUUGACUAGGGAAUGGUAUCAAUUGUUGUCAAGGGUCAUAUUUGAUAGAGGAGCAUUGUUAUUCACCACUGUGGGAAAUAAUGCCACUUUCCAACCAAAUCCCAAUUCAGUCUACCAGACUGAGCAUUUAUCCUACUUCAAAUUUGUUGGUCGUGUGGUUGCGAAAGCCCUAUUUGAUGGCCAAUUGUUGGACGUUCACUUUACUCGAUCCUUCUACAAGCACAUUCUUGGGGUGAAGGUGACUUACCAUGAUAUUGAAGCUGUUGAUCCCGAUUACUAUAAGAACUUGAAGUGGAUGCUUGAGAAUGAUGUGAGCGAAGUACCUGAUCUUACAUUCAGCAUGGAUGCUGAUGAAGAAAAACACAUUCUGUAUGAGAAAACAGAGGUUACUGAUUAUGAGCUCAAACCUGGGGGGAGAAGUAUAAGGGUGACUGAAGAAACAAAACAUGAAUAUGUUGACCUCGUUGCUGAUCAUAUCCUGACAAAUGCUAUCCGCCCUCAAAUAACUUCUUUCCUGAAUGGUUUCAAUGAGCUGAUACCAAGAGAACUGAUAUCCAUUUUUAAUGACAAAGAGUUGGAGCUUUUAAUUAGUGGUCUUCCAGAAAUUGAUCUUGAGGAUUUAAGGGAAAACACUGAAUACACUGGGUACAGUGCAGCAUCUACUGUUGUUCAAUGGUUUUGGGAAGUUGUGAUAACUUUUAACAAGGAAGAUAUGGCUAGAUUACUGCAGUUUGUGACUGGAACAUCAAAGGUUCCUUUGGAGGGUUUUAGGGCACUGCAAGGUAUUUCUGGCCCACAGCGGUUUCAGAUCCACAAAGCUUAUGGUGCUCCAGAGAGGCUUCCAUCAGCUCAUACUUGUUUCAACCAAUUGGACCUUCCAGAAUAUGCUUCUAAGGAUCAACUACUAGAACGUUUGCUUUUAGCCAUUCAUGAAGCCGAAGGGUUUGGUUUUGGCUAAGACUGGUCCACUUUCUGCACCCCAUCACCUUGGUGCGUCUUCCUGCAUCAUCCCUUCCUGGCACACCUUCAUCUACAUUUCAGUUCACAUGUAAAAGAAAGAGAGAGAGAGAGAGAGAGAGGUAUUGUCCCGAGAGUUAUGACUUGGGAAACAAACAAAUGGGGGCAGAUAUCUGAAAUUUGAUUGACGCCUUCAAAUUAUAUGUUGGUUGAUGGGUAGAAUGGAGAAAGGGAAGCAGCAUGCAUCAUCAGCUGCUGGACAGUUCUUUUUCUUCUUCUUUUUUUUUCUUUUUCUUUUGUAGAUAAAUAAUAAUGUUCUUUCUUCUUCAAACAAAUUUCAGUUACAUUUGUCAAAAUCUAAUAAUUUAUUUGGGAGGGGAGGAGGAGGAGGCUUUUAGCCUUAAAUGGAAUACAUGUUUUUAUGUUGU